This is a messenger RNA of Eremomyces bilateralis CBS 781.70, 348 nucleotides long. RefSeq lists its product as uncharacterized. The transcript has a single exon. The record is from RefSeq and is a predicted model, not a curated record. Bases 138 to 341 code for a protein of 67 amino acids. NCBI's taxonomy places the organism in Eukaryota, Fungi, Ascomycota, Dothideomycetes, Eremomycetales, Eremomycetaceae.
GGGAUUUUGCGAGUGUUGCUUAAUCAAUCCGCGAUUACCAGCUUCUGCACGAAUGCGUCAAUUUCCGUGGCGCCAUACCUGGUACCGUCAUUAUCAAUCGCACUACGAGGAUUCCAAGUUCGAACCGAAAUGCCGCCAUGGAUCGUUUACUUCCCUCCUUGAGCUACAGCUCCACCUCCAUGACCGCCACGGUGUGCGUAUCCCUGAGAUAUCAAGGCAGUGUGGGCAAGGUAAGCGGCGCAGACCGGAAAUUGCAGAACCUUACUUCCGCAGAAACUGCAAGCGACGCAAGGCCUGCAGUGACAACGAAGAGGAGCAGGAGACGACAUGUGUAUUCCUAAAUAGCAC